AUGAAGACAUCGAACCUCAUUACCGCCCUUGCCCUCGGCGUGAUUGCUUACGGGAUGCCUGUCACCGAAACCCCGGAUUCUUGGAGUCCUGCGCCAGCUGAUCCGAUCAUUCUCGGGGGGCUUGCUUCUAUCGCCAUGACCAAUGCUGAGCCCCUAGCCGGCGACGUCGACGUCAAUAUCAAGGAACGUGGUAACGCCCCCGUCACCAUCGCCGGUGCAAUCUUCCAUCCCGCCUGGCUUCCUCGAGUCCGUCCUGCCGCCCAGGCUAUCACGGUUGCAGGCCAUGCGGUCUUGAUGACGGCUUGGGUCGAUGCCCAGAACCGCAUUUGCAUCAUUCUCGAUGCAGCUUUCCCAGGUAUCCACGGAACCAUCACGGCUGGUGUGCAGAAUCUGCACAAUCACCUAGGUGUUCUGCCUCAUAUCUUUGAGCUGGGAAAGACCUACGUCGCUUCGGACAACGGGGGCGAAAUCGAGCCUGCCGAUACCUGGCAAUGGUUCUGGUUCAAAUGA
Messenger RNA from Colletotrichum phormii, 510 nucleotides. RefSeq lists its product as uncharacterized. NCBI's taxonomy places the organism in Eukaryota, Fungi, Ascomycota, Sordariomycetes, Glomerellales, Glomerellaceae. The record is from RefSeq and is a predicted model, not a curated record. The transcript has 4 exons. Bases 1 to 510 code for a protein of 169 amino acids.